UCAAGAUGGUGAUCCAUACCGUGUCCUACAUUCCCAGCAAAGAAUGACACACUACACGUACCCGUCUAUAUUUAUCUCCGUUUCAUCUUUCAUGACUGCAGGAGGCUGGGAUAACUUACUUUUAAACCACGUCAGCCCCCUUAGUGCACUCGGAUGGCGAUGACAGUCGACUGUCAUCAUCUUGAUCACGAAUUUCUUCAUAGAUAUAUGGCCACGUGGACUGGAUCGGUUGUUACACUCGGUCCAUUGAAGAAUCCCCACAUGGAGGUUACACUUGAUAUAUUGCACUAUAGUAGUCAUAAUCAUGUAACCGUGGAUAGUGCCAUCUUGACAACUGAUCGUGUCUGCAUGUCAGAUCAUGUUACAUUAGAGUAUAAUGGAUUGUGGAUGACAUCACAACAACAGAAUUAUAACAUCAUUUACGCAAUAUAUGGAGUAAUAUAUACUCAUCACACUCUACUAACUUUCCUAGGUAUAGAACCCAUCAUGCCUUUCGAACGAGCUCAAGAUAAAAAAAGUGAAACCAUCCAAGAAGGCGAUACGGUCUAUACCAAGUACCGCGGAGGAUCUCACGAGGGCGAGGUUGAAAGGAUCGUCAAAGAUCAAGCCGAGGCCAGAGAAGAAGGAGUCGCCAAUCCUCCCAAGGUCAUCUAUACAGAUCAACAUGGCCAUCGGGUGGCGCAUAAUCCCAGUACCCUAGAAAGGAUAAAAUGAAGUUGGGUAGAAGUUGGGAAGAAUAACGUAUACCCUGUCGAUAUCAGGAUCCAAGAUCAAACGACUGCAACGCCCAAUUUUCAGACUUCCAACUUUGAGAGAACCAGAAUCCCCCUUCUUCCCCGCAGGUUCACUCCGGCAUUCCCCACUU
Molecule: messenger RNA, 865 nt
Organism: Aspergillus wentii DTO 134E9
Lineage: Eukaryota; Fungi; Ascomycota; Eurotiomycetes; Eurotiales; Aspergillaceae
Product: DUF2945 domain-containing protein
Exons: 4
Coding region: 154-714 (186 amino acids)
Source: RefSeq, a predicted model, not a curated record